AUGAAUUAUUUAAAAAUCGGAAUAAAGAAAGCAGAGUUUAAAAAUCGCGUAUUAGCUAGGUUUAAAAUUAAUAUAACCGAUGAAGAACUUGAUCAUUUAUUUACAAAACUUGAUUUUAUGAAAAGUGAUCAUAUAAGUUGGGACGAAUUUGUGACAUAUUUAAUUUUAGAACUUGAAAAUAAAAGUAGGGAUACAGUUAAAUCGGUUAGCAUAGAAAAUCCCAUAGUUGACGAACCUCGAAUAAUUAAUUCCGGUCAUAGAAGUUCAAUUAUUCAUAUUGCAUUUUCACCUUCUGUACGAUUAAACGGCACCAUAGAUCACGAAGAUGGAAAAUAUAUUUCUAUGAGCAAAGAUGGUUUUAUUAAUUUUUGGAGUUUGGACUUGAAACUUCUUAGAUCUUAUAGAGAUAAAUCAUUAUACGCUUCCACGAGGGGUACUUGGGUCGUUAAUUUUGCUUGUCUUCCCGAUGUGAAUGUUCUGGUGACAAGUUCUACCGAAAGAGAACUUAGAUUUUAUGACACCACCAGUAAAAGAUUUAAUUUAAUAAUAGUAUUUGUAAGCAUGCCGUUUUGCGUGAAUCAUAUGUUUUAUCAUUUUUCCGAAAAUUUGAAGGAAGAAUCUAUUCUAGUUUGUGGAGAUCUCGGUGGAAGUAUUAGGGUUAUUCAAUUUUCGAAAGAAGAUAAAGGACCAUUUAAACAAAAAAUCGGAGUGGAUUUCCUAGUUUUAAAAUGGGACCAUAUAAUGAGAGGAAAACUUCCCGGUAUGAAAGCGUUCAAUAUAUUAGAUGUUCACACAGAUUGGGUGAGACAAGUUUCAUAUUAUAAACUCUUGGGUUCCAUUGUUUCUUGUUCCACUUCGCAAAAUGCUAUGUUUGUCGGUGAUCAUCACGGAUCCAAGACAAGUAUCGAAACAUUUUGUCUGAGUGAAGAUAGUCCUUUGAUCGUCACCGGAAGUUUAGAUUGUAUUUUAAGACUAUGGAAUCCGUUCAUUACUAACAAGCCUAUAUCCCUUUUAAGAGGUCAUCAUGCCAGCAUCGUUAAAAUAUUUCUUCAAGAUGAGGGAAGGAAAAUAUUUUCAUUAGACAAAAACAGAUUUCUUAAAGUUUGGGAAAGUUCUUCUCAAACUUGUAUUCAAACUUAUUCCGGUUUCACUUUUGAAUGCAGCCCUAUGGAGGAAUUUAGUGCAUAUUACAAUGAUAAAAAUCAAACUUUUAUAGUUGGCGGUUUUAAGAUAGCUUCCACGACUUGUGGUCGACUUGUAGACGAACUGAGAUCAGAUGGGAAAACUCAUUGCGGGCCGGUAUCGAUAGUUUUAUAUAAUAAACUUUUUAAAUGUGCCAUAACAUGUGGAAUGGAUUCUAAUAUAGUUAUAUGGGAUUUAUGGACUAACAGUUCUAAAGCGUGUAUACGAAAAGCUCAUUUAAAAGUUUCGAUGGGUAUAACAACAACUCUUCCAAUUACGGCGGCAACAUUUGAUCCACCUCACCAAUAUCUCUUAACCGGUUCAAGUGACGGAAGCAUCAAAAUGUGGGAUUUUAAAAUAGGAAUCUGCUUGAAAAAUUUAAGUGUUGGUAAAAAUAAUGAAGUAACUAAAUUAAUUUGGUUAAAAAAUCGUAUUUUAGCUGUCGGUUGGAAUUGCCGUGUUGUAGAAUUUGCUGAUUCUUUGAGUGGUAAAGUUUUUGUUAGUAAAGCUUGGGAACUUAGACAUACAAGUGAUAUAUUGGCUGCUGAUUAUAGGCCAGGUCAGGCUCUUGCCACAGGUACUUUUAACGGAGAUUUAAUUUUUUGGAGGCUGGAAACAGGUCAAUCGUAUAAAAGGUACAACGUGACCUAUCCAACGGGGCUCCUAAAAUUAGAAUUCAUAAAAGAUAAAACGGAGAAAAAAGGAGAUGGAGUUAAUUAUUUAAAUAAAAGUUCGAGAAAUUCAUCCAGGGGAAAAAAAGAAAGAAAUAAUAAUAAUAUAUCAGUAAAUGAGGAUAAUAAAAAAUCCAUAUUUGCUGCCAAAGUAAUAAAACCUCCCGUUCGGAAUCUUUUGGUAGAAAAAGGGAAUCCAUCUAUGGAACGAAAUCUAGCCAUACAUUGCCUGAUUUUUUUGAGAAAACGCGAAAUGCUUCCUGAUCAGGGUACUUUAUUGACAGCUACUGAAAACGGCAUGAUUCAAGUAUGGUCACAUCAUCCCAGUGGCAGUUUCAUCACUGCGUUUCGAGCAGUUCACAUAGAAAAAGAUUAUGUCAUUUGCAUGUUAACCGAUACCGAAAAUGAAUUUCUUUUUACCGGAACCGUUUUCGGUUAUAUAAAAAUAUGGUUGAUGAAAAAUUAUUGUUUAAGUGCGAAUACGCAAAUUCACAUAUCGAUGCCUCUGUAUAGAUUACAAUUUCCUUUUUUAAUAAAUGAUCGUAUAAGAACGAGAGCAAAAGCCGCUCUUAAAAAUCAACCUUCUCCAAUUUUACUUUCAUCCUACAAGGGACACACAAAAGCCAUCCUUCAAUUUGAAUAUAUUCAAGAAUCAAAAAUACUUUUAUCUGCGAGCGCUGACAAAACAGUUAGAGUAUGGACUCUUUCAGGCCGUUACAUUGGUUGUCUCGGUCAGAACAAGCCCUGGUUAAAAUUAGAAUUAGGAGUUGAUCCAGAAAAGACGAACGGAAGCGCGGAUUUUAGGAUACCCCCAGAUUUAAUUAGAAGCGGAUCUUAUACCACAUUAAAAGUAUUCAAAGGAGCUCCUCCCAUAGUUACAAAGAAGUACGAUGUCGAAACUGAUUUUAUCAUUUCCGAGGAAGACAGAAAGUAUGGAUUGUACGGUAAAAGAUUAGAAAUUCCACGAUUGGGUAACAAUUAUAAUUUCCCCCGAAAACAAAGUCGAAAAAGAAGAUUGGAUCCAUUGGAUGAAACUACGAGUUACAUACCCGUUUUUAGACAUUUAAUAAUGGCACCUUGGAAACCAGUUUCCAGAGUUCCUACUCCCGAAUGCAUUCGUCAAGUUACAACUAAAAGCAACAGAGCUGUUUCUAAUGUUGAAAGCUCAAACGAAUCUAACGCUUCAUAA
Messenger RNA from Pediculus humanus corporis (human body louse), 3042 nucleotides. RefSeq names its product WD-repeat protein, putative. The record is from RefSeq and is a predicted model, not a curated record. Lineage: Eukaryota; Metazoa; Arthropoda; Insecta; Psocodea; Pediculidae. Gene Ontology annotation, molecular function: calcium ion binding; protein binding. The coding region runs from base 1 to 3042 and encodes 1013 amino acids. The transcript is spliced from 7 exons.